This is a messenger RNA of Hevea brasiliensis (rubber tree), 1676 nucleotides long. RefSeq lists its product as uncharacterized. The record is from RefSeq and is a predicted model, not a curated record. The transcript has a single exon. Lineage: Eukaryota; Viridiplantae; Streptophyta; Magnoliopsida; Malpighiales; Euphorbiaceae. Bases 177 to 1403 code for a protein of 408 amino acids.
AUUAUUUUAAUGGAUUUUAUAGUCUUGUUGGUAAUAAUUUGAUAGGGACGAUGAGAAGACAAUGGCAGCAGACGAUAUAAGGAAGAGGUUGAAGGGCAAAUAUGUAGUCUCGACCAUUCCUAAAUUUAUGUUCUAACGCCAUCUCCGUCCUCUCUUUCUACUCACACACCAAGGAAAUGGAGCUCCAACCCUCUACUCCAUGCCCAAUACCAGACCUUCAAAAUCCCAACAAUGGCGUUCCUACUUCUGCCCAACAUACCCAUCUCUUCUCUGAAGAUGUUGACAGCACUUGCUCCACUCCUUACGUUAGUGCUCCCUCUAGCCCCGGCCGUGGUCCUGGUCCUGGUCCUGGUCCUAUUAAUGGUGGCUUCUUUUAUAGUUGCCCAGCAAGCCCAAUGCACUUCGCUACAACAACAACUGCUUCUUCUUACUCUGCAUCAGCUGUGUCUUCACCGGAUAAUGGUAACGGCUCUGUGCCUAUUGGGUAUGAGUUUGAAUUCUCUGCAAGACUUGGGUCGAGUGGUUCGGGUCAAACUGGGUCCAUGAGCUCGGCUGAUGAAUUGUUUUUUAACGGGCAGAUCCGUCCCAUGAAGCUAUCCACACAUUUGGAGAGACCCCAAGUACUGGCUCCGUUGUUGGAUCUUGAAAAUGAGGAUGAAGAGGAGGACGAUAUGGAUAUCAAGAACGAUGGAAGAAUAGUUAGUGACGAGAGUACGAGAGGCAGAGAUCUGAGAUUGCGUGAUAAAUCCUUGCGUAGAAGAACCAGAUCUAUGUCUCCACUAAGAAGUACUUCUUUUGAGUUUGCUAAUGAUGACGAAGAUAGCAAAAAGAACCAGAUCGAUGGCUCCACUGGUGAAUCUUGUGAGAGUUCUUGUUUGGAAGCUGAUGGAAACAUAAAGACUGAGGAGGCAGCAACUCCAUCAGUUUCUGCAUCUUCUUCUAGGUCAUCAUCAGCUGGAAGGAACUCAAAAAGAUGGGUAUUCUUGAAAGAUUUUCUUUACAGAAGCAAAAGUGAAGGGAGGAGCAAUAACAAGUUCUGGUCUAACAUAUCUUUUUCACCAGCAAAGGAAAAGAAGUCCAUGAGCACAGCAGGUGCGCAAGUUCCUGCCACAACAAAAGAGAAGGUUGGCACUGCCCCAGCUGUGUCUAUGGAGAAUCAGAAAGUGAAGGGAAGUGGAAUGGCUUCAGGCAAGAAGCCAGUGAAUGGGGUGGGGAAGAGAAGGGUACCAACAUCACCUCACGAGUUGCAUUAUAAGGCAAGUAAAGCACAGGCUGAGGAGAUGAAGAAGAAGACCUUUCUGCCUUAUAGACAAGGACUACUUGGGUGCUUAGGGUUUAGUUCAAAGGGUUAUGGAGCCAUGAAUGGAUUUGCUAGAGCUCUGAAUCCAGUAUCCUCAAGGUAAAAUCUAUGAGUCUAAAGGAAUUGUAUAGAUCUUAUUAUCAUUAUUUUUUUAAUAUUUUUCUUUGUGUAGUUUAAUGAUGAUAUAUGUAUUUAUUAUUGGGUCUGGUCUUGUUCUUCUCUCUUUGUUAAAAAGAGAAGUUCCUGAUCCUUGUAUUUUGUACCCUCUCAUAGUCAUAGGGUUGAAUUAACUGUAAGCCAUGAGAAAGCUCAAUCUAUUACUUCUGGUUGAGUAAACAACUUGGGAUCAUAAUGAAAUAGUGGCCUAAUUGGAUUA